Molecule: messenger RNA, 2051 nt
Organism: Paramacrobiotus metropolitanus
Lineage: Eukaryota; Metazoa; Tardigrada; Eutardigrada; Parachela; Macrobiotidae
Product: solute carrier family 2, facilitated glucose transporter member 1-like
Exons: 3
Coding region: 279-1754 (491 amino acids)
Biological process (GO): monosaccharide transmembrane transport
Cellular component (GO): membrane
Molecular function (GO): hexose transmembrane transporter activity
Source: RefSeq, a predicted model, not a curated record
GCUGGCACGUUUUCCGGCGUUUCGCAAUGUUUGCACUUUUCAGCAUUUCCUGAUUGCACAAGUGGUGACAAGCCCAGCAGCUUUCGAUUAAUGAGUAAACUGUAAUGCGAAGUCUGUAUGACGUUGUCGUAUUUUUUUGCCAUUAAAGAACUUUGAUCUAUUUUUCGUCUCGAUAUUACUGCGCAAAGUUCCUAUUAGUAUAUUAAUCACAUCUCCGUCAGUUCCGGCCGUCGACCCCGCGCACAUCGCUCCCAAAACGCCUGCCAGUGCCUCCCACCAUGGCUCUAACAGGAAGCCUGGUCUUUGCUGUCCUCUCCGCUGCACUCUCCUCCUUCCUCUUCGGCUACAACGUGGGCGUCAUCAAUGCCCCACAGGUGGUGGUGGCCCAGUGGAUCCGCAGUAUCCGCUGCAGUCGUCUGGAUCAUGGCAAUGCCACGCAGGAGGACGAGUGGUGUCGGGCCUAUCCCGACAACGCCACCUUCGCCGACCUGACGAAACACAACUCGGAACUCAGCACCAUCUGGUCCCUGGUGUCGUCCAUCUUCUGCCUGGGGGCGUUGAUCGGAGCGCUGGCGGCCAACUUUUUUGUGGCGCGAUUCGGGCGGAAAGGGACGAUGCUGUUGAAUAACGUCACGGCGCUGGUUGGAUCGGUGUGCAUGCUGGUGCCGUAUUACGUGGGAUCGUAUGAGUUGCUGAUUGUGGGACGAUUUAUCAUUGGAAUGAAUGCUGGUUUCAACUCCGGCGUCCCGCCGAUGUACUUAACCGAAAUCGCCCCGUCGGAUCUGCGCGGCGCACUGGGCACCGUCCAUCAGUUGGUCAUCGUCGUCGGCGUGUUCAUUUCUAACAUUCUGGGCCUGCCACAGCUGCUGGGCGACGCCUACCGUUGGCCGUACCUGCUGGCGUUCAGCGUGGUCCCUGCCGCUCUGCAGGUGGUCACUCUCUUCUUCUGUCCGGAGUCUCCGCGCCACCUCUAUCUGAACCGCCAUGAGCCGGACCAGGCCAAGAAAGCUCUCGAGUUUUUCCAGGGAUCAGCGGAUGUGGCGUACGAAUUAGAGCAAAUGGAAGAGGAGCAUCUGGCCUCCAAGGAUAUGCCCACUGUCACCAUUCCCGAGUUGUUCCGCGAUCGAUUUCUGCGGAAGAUCAUCAUCAUCUGCAUCAUGGUCAUGCUGAGCCAACAGUUCUCCGGUAUCAACGCGGUGAUGUUCUAUUCAACCAGCAUCUUCUCCAGCUGCGGCAUGCACGGCAUCUACGCCCUGUACGCCACCAUCGGCAUGGGCGCCAUCUUCGUGGUCGCCACCGGUGUCUCCAUGGUGGUCGUGGAAAAAGCCGGUCGCAAGAUCCUUCUGCUGAUUGGCUUGGGUGGAAUGCUGGUCAUGACGAUCCUCCUCGUUGUCUUCAUGCGGCUGAUGGAUUCGGGGUACGAAUGGGCCUCGUAUCUAGCGGUGAUCUCGGUGAUGCUGUACAUUAUCCUGUUCGCCAUCGGUCCCGGACCCAUCCCGUGGUUUAUCGCCAGCGAACUGUUCACGCAAGGUCCGCGUGCGCCGGCUAUGAGCGUGGUGGCCGGGGUCAACUGGUCCAGUGCCCUUUUCAUCACCCUGACCUUUCCCAUGAUUGUCAACGUGGCCAAGGAGUACACGUUCCUCAUCUUCACGGGAUUCCUGGUGGGCUUUGUGGUGUACACGUACCUCAAAGUGCCGGAGACGAAAGGCAAGCGGGUGGAUGAGAUACAAGCGGAGAUGCGACAGAGCUUGUAAAAAACGGUGGAAUUAGGCAUACUCCGGUUACCGCGGCUUUUCCGCUGGUGAAUGCCUAUUUUUUGGCCUUUUUGUACUGCUUUCCCUGUCAGUUUAUUCCGGUCCCGAUCAACAUUCGUUUUUGUACUGUUAGUUAAAACGACCGUCCUGAUUUGCUUGCGAGGUUAUUUUUUUGUAACAGAAUUUUGUUGUUAUCAAUGUUACUUGUUAAGCCUUUAUGUUGUUAAUUUUUCUCCUUGAAAGUUUAAGCGAUAUUUAGCAUGUUUCGAGGUAAAAUGAAACUUCUCUGAUCUUUCA